Messenger RNA from Gasterosteus aculeatus aculeatus (three-spined stickleback), 2246 nucleotides. RefSeq names its product lumican (gene lum). Gene Ontology annotation, molecular function: protein binding. The record is from RefSeq and is a predicted model, not a curated record. Lineage: Eukaryota; Metazoa; Chordata; Actinopteri; Perciformes; Gasterosteidae.
CACCGCCUUCCUAAUUUCAACGUGGGAUUAUGUUUUGCAGACAUUUGGUUACAAAGAAAUACACAGGACUUGGUUGGUGUGUGAAGGCAAUACCGAUUUAAAAAGAGACCUCCAGUUUUUCAAGAACUCACUGUUCUUAACUACUACUAAGAGAGUACCACAGUUAUGUUCCCUCUGCGUGCAGCCAUCUUGGCUGUAUUGGUCAGCGUGGCUCUGUGCCAGGAUGACUAUGACUACCGUCCUCCUUCCAUGCUAGGACCUUCAGGGCCCAACUGUGAUCCAGAAUGCGAUUGCCCGAUCCAUUUCCCCACCGCCAUGUAUUGUGACAGCCGCAAACUCAAGUUCGUCCCCACGGUCCCAACAGGGAUCAAGUACCUGUACCUCCAAAACAACCAGAUAGAAGAGAUCAAAGCAGGGGCCUUUGAUAAUGUCACUGGUGGACUCCGCUGGCUGGUACUUGACAACAACCAGAUUACCAAUGCCAAGAUACAAAAGGGCACAAUCGACAAGCUCACCGUCCUGGAGAAGCUAUUCUUCAGCCACAACAACCUGACAGAGCCAGUCAUCCCUCCCUCAAAGUCUCUUGAUGAGCUGAAGAUGAUGCAUAACCAGAUAUCCAAGUUCCCCGCUGGACUCUUGUCCGACAAAGAGAACUUAACUUCCAUUCACCUUCAGCACAAUCAGCUAAGUACCGAGGCCAUCGGGGGGGCAUUCAAAGGGUUGAAGAGCCUGGUGUCUCUAGACGUGAGCCACAACAAGCUGAAAAAGCUGCCAGCCGGAGUCCCAAGUUCGCUGGAAAUCCUCUACGCCGACUACAACGACAUCGACGGUAUCGGUGCAGGAUACCUGAACAAGCUGACCACGCUGCGGUACCUGAGGAUCGCCCACAACAAGCUGGUGGACUCGGGAAUCCCUGCUGGGGUGUUCAAUGUAACAUCGCUGGUGGAGUUGGACCUGUCGUUCAACAAACUUCAGUCCAUCCCAGAGAUCAACGAGCAACUGCAGCAACUCUAUCUGCAAGCCAACGAGAUCAACAAGUUUGAACUGACAAGUUUCUGCAAGCUCGUCACAACUGUCAACUUUUCCCACCUGAAGCAUCUGCGUCUGGAUGCCAACCAAAUCACAUACAGUAGCAUGCCCCCUGAAUACUCCAACUGCCUGCGCCACGCUUCAGAAAUCAUAUUUGAAUAAGGACUUCCCUCAAAUCAAUAACCUCGCCACGAUCUCCUUCUCCACUAGAAAAACGCAGAUCAGCCCAAAGCCUUCUGAGUUUGAAUGGCGUAAUAUCCUUCUUGUCAUAGUGUCUUUGUGUUUAAGUAGUAUGCAGAUCUGAGGUAGUGUAUUGGCAUCUUUAUCAAUUAAAUGUACAUCCUGAAUGAAUUGAGAUCUGGGCCAAUUUAAGAUUGCUAAAUUCAUCAGGCGUCAAACAAGUGUUUUUAACUGACUCUAAAAAGAGGGAAGAAAAUAUGAAAACGUACCAAAAGUUAUGUGAAUAUAAAUGUGAUCACAUACAUUGAUUAAAAACACACACUUUACACAUUCCAUCUUGUAUUGAAGACACAGUAGAGUAAACAAUGGCUCCAAUGUCUCAACUCAGUUGUCGUUAUUUGUCGUUGUCGUUAUUUUUUUGUCUGUCUUUUCAGUUCCAAUGUUUAGCAUGUUUAAUAAAAGGUGGGUACAAUAAUAAAUCCAUUGCUGUGCAAAGGAGCAGCAAAUAAGGACUGCGUACUCAGAUUUCAGUGUAUAAUGCUUAAUGUAAGGAAUUAUAAAUACACGUACAAUAGUAUUUACAUAGAAGUCACAUUUGUCAACAUCUUGAAGUGGUUUUCAAGAAAAUACCAUCGUUAUUUACUUGUUUCUGCCAAUGUAUGCCAUCUUUAAAGAGGGUGCCUUGUUCCAACUACCAUGAUGUUGACGUGUUGACCUGAAGUGUUGACAUAUACGCAACUGAAAAAUGUUUUAUGGGAAAUAACUCCUUCAAUUCCUUAAGGCAACUGAGCUGUUCCUGAAGUACUUGGUGUUAAAGGUUUAAUAAAUGACACUUGAUUAAAAUACAUUGGUAGCAUCCUUGAAACAAACCUUGAGAUGAUGGAUGGUGUUUCUAAGGAAUCACAACUUAAACGGUUUCCUUAAUUAAUUCCUAGCUUUCAACUUAAUUGUGCAUUGCUGAUUUGUAUACAUUUCUAUUAAUUGCAUGCAACCAAUGGUACCCUUCUUUCAUAAUAAACUACAGCUUUUGCAGUUGA